UCUCUCUCUCUCUCACUCUUCCCGACUCGAUCAAGAUCGCCUUCCUGUACCGUCAUGGAUCCGUCGAGAGCUCGUCAGAUAAGGGCUUCGUGGAGAGCCGAAGAGGCGUUUGCAGAGAGGUAUAUGGCGGACAUGAGGGGGGAAUUUAUCAAAGAAGAAGAGAUUGACGAAGAGAAUGGGUUUGCUCGUGAGUUGUCGUGGGAACGUGUUCGCAACAGGAUGGUGAUGACGAUUUGGGUCACUAGGAAGAUGAUGGAAGAACACAACCCCCCUCUUGAGGCAUUCAUCGGGACCUGCGACGAGUAUGGUAGACCUGGAGGAAGAGGCCUUGCUGUGAUCACUGCACAAUCAGCUUGUUUGUGGAUUGGCGAAUGCUUGGAACCGUUCCUUACGCACUUCACGGACUCGUGGACCAACGUCAUGACCAUACGUGCUGAUCAGUCGAUGAAGAGCUGGAUGUCAGAGAAUCUCAGUGCACGAGCCAACGUGGGUUACGACAUGUCCCUUGACACUGUGGAGACUCUUACUAGCGUCAACCAGCGCCUCUUUCCUUUGUAUCGUUUCGCUUAAGGGGUCGUUUUGGGAUUGAAUAAGAAAGAGCACGAGACAUCAUCUUCCUAGUAGUAAAUAUAGCGCUUUAAAGAUUUGUAAAGACAAUUUUUUUUUUGGGUUUAGCUGGUCUUGUAAAUGAAAUAUUACAGUGUUACGGUCUUGUAUGAAUGAAACUUGAACCAUAUUUUUUUCAUUUCAUCCUUCAU
Brassica oleracea var. oleracea is the source of this 758-nucleotide messenger RNA. RefSeq lists its product as uncharacterized. The transcript is spliced from 5 exons. NCBI's taxonomy places the organism in Eukaryota, Viridiplantae, Streptophyta, Magnoliopsida, Brassicales, Brassicaceae. The record is from RefSeq and is a predicted model, not a curated record. Bases 55 to 570 code for a protein of 171 amino acids.